Molecule: messenger RNA, 2092 nt
Organism: Leptidea sinapis
Lineage: Eukaryota; Metazoa; Arthropoda; Insecta; Lepidoptera; Pieridae
Gene: Smyd3
Product: histone-lysine N-methyltransferase SMYD3
Exons: 9
Coding region: 314-1768 (484 amino acids)
Cellular component (GO): nucleus
Molecular function (GO): protein binding
Source: RefSeq, a predicted model, not a curated record
UUUGAUCCAGAGUUAAGACUUCAGGAACAUUCAACAUUGGAAAAAUUAAUUUUUUUUAGCAAUUCAAAUAUUAAUGAACCUGCGGCUUUUCUAAAAAUAAAGUAGCUCUAACCAAUAAUAAUACACCUAAAUUAGCAAGACAGAUUGAAACAUUUUGAACAGAUUCUCACAUCACAAAUCUGUAUGUAUCAGUAUCUAUUCAAAUUUCGAGGUAAUUCAGUAUUGUGAAUUCAUUCCGAAAAUUAGUUCGGAUCCUAAAUAUAAAAGCUUUACAUAAAACCGGCAAAAUAGUAGCAGACAUAACAUAUUUAAUAUGAGGCAAAAGUUUAUUAGUCCCAAUAGUUCUGUUAAAACAGGCGAACUAAUAUUAAGGGAGGAUCCAUUUGUAUAUGUUUUGAGUUCAAAAGAAUGUGGAACUAGGUGUGAUAACUGUCUCAAGAAAUGCAAAGUGCUCAAAUGCUCAGAAUGUCAAUUUGUGUAUUAUUGCGACAAAUCAUGCCAAAGAGAUGCUUGGACGGAUCAUAAGUGGGAAUGUGCAAACUUAAAAAGAGUGGCGCCUAAGAUUAUACCUGAUGGUGCACGGAUGUUGGCAAAAAUUAUUAACAAGCUGAGUCGCGGAAAUGGAAAUUCUUUUAAAUCUUACUAUUCCAAUUCUUCCUACAGAAUGUGGAAAGAUCUAAUGUCUCAUUAUACAGAUUUGAAGAAGGACAGAAAAAGAAUGGACCAUUUUACGUCUUUAUGUGUAAUUUUGUAUGAAUUUAUGAAAGAUUUCUCAUUACCAAAUACUGUGGAUCUAAUGGGGCUGUUUGGGCGGAUGGUCAUUAACAGCUUCACAAUCCUCGACAUAGACAUGAACUCCAUCGGGACCGGCAUAUACAUAGCAUCCUCUAUCAUAGACCACAGCUGUGAACCCAACGCUGUAGCCACAUUUGACGGAAAAACUAUCAAUAUACGGGCAAUUAAGGACAUGCCUAGCUUAGACUGGAAAAAGAUAAGAAUAUCAUAUAUUGAUCUCAUGAAAACGCCUUACGAAAGACAGAUGGAGCUGUUAGAAAAUUAUUACUUCGUUUGCGAUUGUGACAAAUGCAUGGAUGAGAAACCACUGAAGUAUUUACACGCCGCAAAAUGCCUGAACAGCAUAUGUGAUAAUCCAGUUAAUAUAAAAUGGAAGGAGAAUUGUGUUCUAGUAAGAAAAGUUCAAAAGGAAUUUGCCGAGAAUGGUAUAGAAAAUGGAGAAAGCGCAAAUAGUAGGGUGCAUGUUGAAAAUGGGAAUAGUGUAGAGAAUAUCUGUUCCGAUUGCUCUACGGCAUAUACGGAUGAAAAUGUUGAGAAAUUUAUCACAGCUAUGGAGUUUUCCGAAGUACAUUUGCAGAAUAUGCGUGGUACAUCGGUAGCUUAUGUAGACGUAUGCAAGUUUUGCCUCGAGAGACAGGAAGGGGUUCUCCACCCUCUCAAUGUAAUGUACGCGCAGACUUUGGACCAAGCGUUCGACGCGCUCAUACAAGUACAACUGUGGGAACAAGCGUGUAUUUAUGCUGAAAAACUUUUGCCCUGCUUUAGGUUUUAUUACGGCCCUCUCCACCCACUUUUGGGUCUUCUUCACUUGAAAUAUGGCAAGAUAUUACUCUACAAAAUGGAUUUACCCCGUGCAUUGGCGCAUUUCAAAUCUGCAGAAAAAAUACUGAAAAUCACACAUGGAAACAACCAUCCUCUGUAUAAUGAGCAAUUGAUGCCUUUGUUGCAACAAGCCAUUAUGGAAUCCACAUAACUUUGCCACUUUUAAUGAUUACCUCAAUACAACCAUUUUUUGUUAAGAUAAUAUCAAUUCAAUUAUUUUUGUCGAUCUGCUUUUUAUUAUGUUUGUUUGUGUAGGUUUUUAUUUAAAUUGAAGAACAUAUUGUAAUAUUUACGCGCACGUGGGUAACAAAUUAUUGAAAUUAAUAAUUUUAUAAAUUACAAAAUUAACUGAAAUCUAUUUAUAUUUAUAAAAAUAUGUGAGAAUAAUUAUAUUUUACUAUUUUGGAAGUUUUCAGCUGAAAUUAAAUGCUUUUUGUUGUUAUUUUUAUUUUCAAUAAACUAGAGGAUUUUUUGC